Alternaria atra is the source of this 897-nucleotide messenger RNA. RefSeq lists its product as uncharacterized. The transcript has 2 exons. The record is from RefSeq and is a predicted model, not a curated record. NCBI's taxonomy places the organism in Eukaryota, Fungi, Ascomycota, Dothideomycetes, Pleosporales, Pleosporaceae. The coding region runs from base 1 to 897 and encodes 298 amino acids.
AUGAAGCGAGCCGCUGGCGAUAGCAGCGUAAAUCUUCCAAAUAAAUGUCAGAAGGCGAUAGCAUCCACCAUUAAAGACGCAGUAGUGCCCAAAGAGGUUAAAGAGGCCGCAUGGGUUGCGGAUCCAAACCAGGUGUUUAGAUUUCUGUAUCUACCAGGAGAAUUACGAAAUCGUAUCUAUGAAAUGGCAGUGGAGUGGAGCCAUCGCUGCUUCCCCAUGACACACCGAAAGCCAAAAAAGCCUAGAAGUCGAAAGCGAACUCCAGGUGAUGAGGACCGCGGAGCAGCCGCCAAGCCGUUUCCUUACAUAGGGUUGACACAGGUUUGUUCUCUUAUUCGAAAUGAAUUCCGACCUUUGUGGCUAUCAACGCACCGCUUCCCGCCCUUCGCAUUGGAAGGCUACUUCAAGGUCUUCUUCCCAGUACUCCGCCAGACCUCACACUUGGAUGGUAAGAGCCGAAAACGCAUCCAGAGCUACUACAACCCCGCUGGCAUCCUCCGCAUUUUGAUCAAGGACGAUUGCAUGAGAGACAUCGACAUUCUCCCUCUCCUAAGGUUCCGUCUCCGAUUUCCUGCCUAUAUCAUAGAUAUCGUAUCCGCUCAUCCCGAGAUCAAUCCCUACCUCAUGAAGUUCCUCACUAUUCUGAUCAACAACGAUAGCUUCACAUGGGUCGCGUACAUCAAGCAGCGGAGCAUUACACAGGUUCUAGUGCAAGCCGAGUUCUAUGCAGGUCGACCUCUGAGAGCGGCAAUGCAUGUGGUGAUUAAGGAGAGGCAGAUGUCUGAGUGGGUUGAGCCAGGUGGACAUUUCAAGCCUCUCCAUUGGACGGAGCUCAAGAGAAUUCUCGGUGUUGUGGAUUUGGAUUGCGACGUCAGCUUUGGUGUGGAUUAUUGGUGA